ACACACGCACACACACACGCGCUGUUAGAAUUAAACACAAACGGUAAAAUUGGGGUUGGAUCGAUAUAACCGGUUUGUUCGGUGUUACCGGCGCGGUGUGUGAUUGUGAGCAGAGUGAUGUGAGGAGUGGAGAGGAAACUCUAACCGCUGCAGAGGAGACAGGACAGGACCGGACAGGAGGAACGGAAGAUGGCGGAGGAGGAGGCCUGCUUGUCCCCGGUUCUGUCCCGGUACCGGGACGCCUCAGACUCGGACGGGGAGCUGUGGAUCAGUUUAGCCCGGGCUAAAACGCGCUCGUACGGCAGCACAGCCAGCGUGGCGGCGACGCUGGAGGAGCGAUACACCACACACCGGGUAACGGAGGGAGACACCCUGCAGGGCAUCGCGCUCAGAUACGGAGUCACGAUGGAGCAGAUCAAACGAGCCAAUAAGCUCUUCAGUAACGACUGCAUCUUCCUGCGCCACAGCCUGAACAUCCCCGUACAGAUGGAGAGGCCCAUAUUCAACGGACUGUCUCUGGAGUCUCCCGACGGCGAGGACUUCACCUUUCAGGAGUCCACACAGGUUCCUUACGCACCCUCCGCCUCACCCCAGUGUCCUCCUUCUCCUCCUGCUUUAGCCCCUCCGGAGCCGAACACCCGACCGCCCCAACCUGACGAGCUCUCGGCUAAAGACUAUUUACACAUGCUGGACUUACAGAUCAAGCGCUCCAAACAGGCCGCCAGGAAACUGGAAGCCGAGGAGACCAGGGAGGACGAGGAUCAGACACGAGCGACGUCGUCUUAUCAGGAGAUUUAAUGCAGAUCUGAUCGUCUGUUUAUCCAGAGUUAUUUUAUCCAUCAGAGUUUUUAUUUCUGCUUUUACUGAGGAACGAAGCGUAAUAUCAUCGCCUUUCAGUAAAGUACAUCAAUAUUUAUUAUUAUUAUUUUCAUUUUGAAGUUUCAGGACAUUACAGGGAGCACUGGAACAUGCUAACAUGCCUGAGAAGCUAACAUGCUACUUCUAGCUAGCUCUUGUUCAGUAUUACCCACAUUAGCAUUACGGCUAACCCUGCUCGGCUGUUUCUUUUAUUUCAGUGCUUUUAAAGCUGCUGUACAAAUUUGAGCUCGUCUGUUUAUCACAGAAGGGAAAUUUCACAUCUAAGCUAAUAUCAGACACGUGUACUGAUGAUUGUAUGCUCAGUAACCUUAUAUGGACCUCCGUGUGUGUGUGUGUGAAUUAUUCAGUGAUUUUAUUCAGGCUGUAGGUGAACAGAAUGAAGUUUGUGUGAUGUGCUACAGUUCAUUAUUUUAUUUUAUUUUCUGUUUUGGAUUUGAAGAUAAAAUCCUAAUAAAUGUGUCAGUAAUCAGAA
Trichomycterus rosablanca is the source of this 1351-nucleotide messenger RNA. It is a transcript of the gene lysmd2, whose product is annotated as LysM, putative peptidoglycan-binding, domain containing 2. The record is from RefSeq and is a predicted model, not a curated record. The coding region runs from base 190 to 798 and encodes 202 amino acids. Lineage: Eukaryota; Metazoa; Chordata; Actinopteri; Siluriformes; Trichomycteridae. The transcript has 3 exons.